Messenger RNA from Ceratina calcarata, 1805 nucleotides. Its product is annotated as trafficking protein particle complex subunit 13. Lineage: Eukaryota; Metazoa; Arthropoda; Insecta; Hymenoptera; Apidae. The coding region runs from base 433 to 1647 and encodes 404 amino acids. Gene Ontology annotation, cellular component: TRAPPIII protein complex. The record is from RefSeq and is a predicted model, not a curated record. The transcript is spliced from 10 exons.
UCGUAAAGUUCAAAAAUUUCAGACACUCUAUAUACUAUUUUUUUCAAUAUAUAUAAUUAUCACGUUUUCUCGUUUAAAGUAGCAUAUAUUAUUUAAACAUCUAUCAAGUAUUAAAACUUACGGACUUUUGCCACAAAAGAUUUCGAAAGUACUUUGUUAUAUGCCCCAAUCAUUUCAUAUUUUAUUUCAACGGUGUACAUGUAACUAUUUUUCAAAAAGGAAAUUGCCAUUAGGAGAGAAAGUUAAUUAAAAGUUACCCAAUAGUUAAUAAUUGGGAAUCGAUUUCACGCUAUCCAUACUGCAUCAAAUCGAAUGUAAUGCAGAAACAGGUUACGUUCCCUAAGUGACAUUUCAUCUCAUUGUCAGUUGCUUCUGCUUUAUCUGUUUAAUUGUUUCACUGUUUAUAUUUUUUAUAACACAAAUAUAACAUAAAUGGAAGCUAAGCCAAAAAGUGAACAUCUAUUAGAAUUAAAAGUUAUGAGAUUAACAAGGCCCCUUCUUGCUAGUCCUGUGGUUGUCACUUGUGAUUCAACAGACCUCCCUGGCAAUACUUUAAAUAAUGAGCUGAAGAAUGAUUGUACUAGCUUGCAAGGAAUGGAAACACUUGCAAUAGGGCAAUUCAUGGUUUUACCACAAAGCUUUGGGAACAUUUACUUGGGUGAGAUAUUCUCAAGUUAUCUUUGUGUACAUAAUGGUAGCAGUCAGCAAGUAAAGAAUGUCACUGUUAAGGCAGAUCUACAAACAAGCACCCAAAUUAUUUCUCUUUGCGGUAGUAAUACAGAACUAAAAGAUUUGGCACCUGACCAUACGGUUGAUGAAGUGAUACAUCAUGAAGUGAAAGAAAUAGGGACACACAUAUUAGUAUGCGAAGUGAUUUAUACUCCUGCAAGUUUAGGUAGCACACCACAGUCAUUUAGAAAAUAUUUUAAAUUUCAAGUUGUAAAACCAUUGGACGUUAAAACGAAGUUUUACAAUGCAGAGUCAGACGAAGUGUAUCUUGAAGCACAAAUACAGAAUCUAACAGCAGGGCCUAUAUGUUUAGAAAAAGUUUCACUUGAAUCAUCUCAUUUAUUUAGUGUGUCAACACUAAAUACAAACGAGAAGGGAGAUUCUAUUUACGGAUUAGUGAACAUAUUGGAUACAGAUUGUAGUAGACAGUAUUUGUAUUGCCUAAAACCCCAACUAAGUCUAUUAAAAGAUCCGAAAAUGAUGCAUAAUGCAACUAAUAUAGGGAAAUUGGAUAUAGUGUGGAGGAGUAACUUGGGAGAAAGAGGAAGAUUACAAACAAGUCAGUUACAAAGGAUGGCACCUGAAUAUGGUGAUAUCAGAGUUACUAUGAAAAACAUUCCUCUUACGGUUCAACUUGAGGAAUCUGUAAAUCUGAACUGUCAUAUAAUAAAUACAUCCGAAAGGAGCAUGGACUUGAUGCUAAGUUUGGAAUCGAAUAGUUCAAUAGCAUGGUGUGGAAUAUCUAAUACAACGAUCGGCACGUUAAAACCGGGCGUUUCAAUAGACAUUCCUUUAUGCUUAAUCGCAUUACGUACUGGUAUUAUUACUGUUUCCGGAUUGAAAUUGACCGAUACAUUUCUGAAGAGAGUCUACGAUUACGAUGAUUUAGCACAAAUAUUUGUCAGCCAAACGGACUAGUCGAGGAAUUUAUAAAUUAGUGAAAGUAUAUUUAUUAACUCACUGUACCUUAUAAAAAAAAUGUAUAUUGUACGUUUCUUAAUGUAUUGAGAAUCAUUGAUGUGGAAAGAAAUAAUAUUAUUUUUUACAAAAUAAAUACUUCACAAGUAUGAAUCUAU